AUGCUCGAACAAAAAGAACGUAUCAAGAUGCAGCAACCUCCCAAAUGUCUAGUCCUCCGAGGCGAUCUGAGAAAAGAAGACGAGGUUCGCAAAGCAUUGGUCCGAAGAUUAAUAGCGAACGUCACUCGCCAGAUUCAACGAGGCAUGCCAGACCGACGUACUGCGCUGGAAAUGGCUCGGAAGUUUGUCAGUCAAUUAUCGAAUCCAGGUCUACACCGUCAAGGGAACAACAGCGAUGAGGAAUUAGAGACUCAUGAUUAUCGAUCCCCUCCAACUCUCACACCAGAGCUACUCUACAUGAUGUUACCCGGUCCCGAUAAGAAAACCAAUUCUCAAGGUACAUAUACCUGGCCAGACCACAUUUCGGAUAAAACUCUGGAACGAAUGGGACUAGCUAUUAUUGAAAGCAGUGAAAGCGAACAAGUGCUUCAAUUCUACCGAAUUAGCGUAUGGGUGAAGGCUAUAUCUUGCAUAUCCAAGUUGGCACCGUUGAUAUCAAGCCCGCACCUAAAAUACCACUUCAAGACAUUGAAGAAGCAAUAUGAGGCCGCAGCUGUUGAGGAAUUGAACGCAAUUCCUAUCACUGCUUCUCCUAGUCUGACUUUGAUUCAAGCCCUUCUAUCUGGAAAACGCCUAAUGCAAUAUUUAGGCAACAUGUCGCGCUGCUGGAUGUUCACUGGGCUUGCUUCUCGAAUCAUUGUUGCCCUCAACUACCACAAUAUCACCAAUACCGUGCCUCGGAAUGAAAUAGAAGAAGAUAUACAUGCAUGCGUGUAUACUUGCUAUUAUUUCGACAAGACUUUGAGCUUGCUUCUCCUCCGACCUCCUUCAUUGCCCGAGCUUAAAAUCGAUCCCUCACAGUUAAUCCACAUGGAUCCCGAUUUACCCACUACACCGAUGAUUACAGGCAUUGUUGAGUUCGCACACUUGAAGAAUUCUCUGGUCAACAUCUUACUCGAGAGGAAAGAAAUGGAAGAUGCAGAAAAAGCAAAUCAGUUAUCUGAUCUUGUCGCCAAGGCCCAUUCAAUCCACACAAAUUUACAGAUGCACCGAAGCAGUCAAGAAAUCAAGUUCACUUCCUCGUGGGCGGUUCUUCGUUGCGAAUGGUUGUCCAUGGAUUUCAACUAUUACUCAAUAUUAACCUCAAUCAUUCGGGCACGCUCCUCUGUGCUCAAGUCCCGCUUAGUCUGCGAAGACUGCCUGUACGCGGCUCGGAAGGCCCUGACAACCCUUCGGGCCAUGCAGGAGGCUUUCGCGAGCCGUGCGACCUCUGUCGAUUCCUAUCCAUAUUUCCUGACCUGGACCAUGCUGCUAUUUCCACUCUCUCCCUUCUUUGUGUUAUUUUGUAACGUUGUUGCAACAUCUGACCGCAGAGACUUCGAAAUGAUCCGGGAAAUCACAGGGGACCUGCGACAGUUUGCGAAAGCGAAUGCAUCUAUCGGGAAGCUUUACGGACUAUUUGCCAAGUUUCUAGAUUUGUGUGCCCCAUUGAUCAAGUUAAAACCUCUUCUUGGCCCGCCUGGACAGCCAUUUUCUCCUUUGAUAAACGAUGUUAGCACAGGGAGAAGGGAUGUUGGUCAGAGAAGUGCAUAUCCAGAUCUCUUACGCCAUGCCGCUGGUCCACUUCUCAAUUCGCUCCCAAGUCCGAUGCCUAGCAGCAAAACCUCUGGUGCGCUGUCGUCUGUGGAGGGCUGGGAUGAUCACUUGAUGUGGGAGCUAUUUGAUAAUCAACCAUCCUUGGGCUGGGCGGAAUCAGAGUUGUGGGAGGCCAUGACACAAUUAUAG
Molecule: messenger RNA, 1785 nt
Organism: Penicillium macrosclerotiorum
Lineage: Eukaryota; Fungi; Ascomycota; Eurotiomycetes; Eurotiales; Aspergillaceae
Product: fungal specific transcription factor domain-containing protein
Exons: 6
Coding region: 1-1785 (594 amino acids)
Biological process (GO): DNA-templated transcription
Molecular function (GO): zinc ion binding; DNA binding
Source: RefSeq, a predicted model, not a curated record